CCGCCCGCCCAACCGAGCGAUGCCGCCGCGGAAGCCGCUGACGACGCUGCUCAAGUCGGCGACGCGGCCGGGGCACCUGCUCCAGCUCCACGCCUGGAUGCUCAAGUCCUCCCACUUCCCGCACCACGCCUUGCCCACCGCCAGGCUCCUCGCCUCCCCGCUCGCGCCGCUGCACUACGCGCUCUCCCUCUUCGCCGCCGUCCCGCGGCCCACGCUCUUCCACCACACCGCCCUGCUCCGCGCGCUGUCCGCGUGCCCCUCCGCGUCCUCCCUCGCCGCGUCGCUCUCCGUCCUCGCCUCCGCGCGGGCGCGCCUCCCGGCCCUCGACGAGUUCGCGUUCCAGCCGCUCCUCGCGCUCUGCGCGAAAAUGCCCGAAAGCGCUGAGGCGGCCUCCAUCGGGAAACAGCUGCACGGGGUCGUGCUGCGGUACGGGUUCCUGGACGUUGUGAGCCUGCGGAAUGUGCUGUGCCACUACUACUGCAGCUGUGGUAGCAUGGCGGACGCGCGGAGGGUUUUCGACGAAAUGCCAGAAAGGGACGUCAUCUCUUGGAACACGGUGAUUGGGGGCUAUGUCAGGGCGGAGGAUGUGGGCACAGCGGUGGAUAUGUUUACCGCGAUGAGGCGGGCUGACAUGGAUGUCAACGUGACUGCUGUGAUCACCUUGAUUGGGUGCAGCUGGCAAGGGGAGUCAGUUCAUGGCUUCUGCGUCAAGGCGGGCCUCUGCAGUGAUGUGAAGGUUGCCGCAGCAAUGGUGGGGAUGUAUGUGAGGGAGGGUGGUGUUGAGUGUGCAAGCAAGGUGUUUCAUGAGACGGCCAGGAGAGACUUGGUGCUGUGUAAUUGUAUGGUGGAUGGCUAUGCAAAGGCAGGGCGAAUUCAGGAGGCAAUGGACUUGAUUGACAGGAUGAGACAAUCCGGAAUGAGACCAACUUCAGGGACGCUUGUGGGCGUGCUCUCUGCAUGCGGAGCAUCAGGGGCAUUGCCAGCCGGCCGCCGUGUCCAUGAGCUUGCUCAGGAGGCAGGGCUUGAGCUUGACACCUCGCUUGGGACGGCGCUUAUGGAUAUGUACUUCAAAUGUGGGUGCCCUAACGAGGCUGUGUCAGUCUUCAGUGCAAUGCAUAGUAGGGACGUGAAGGCAUGGACAGCAAUGAUCAUGGGAUUCGGGGUCAAUGGACAGCCAGGUGCCGCCAUCUCCCUGUUCUACAGGAUGGAGGAAGACGGUGUGGCUCCUAACGAGGUCACUUUCCUCGCACUGCUGAGCACUUGUAGCCAUGGCGGGUUGGUGCAGGAAGGGAAGGAGUUCCUGGAACGCAUGGUGCUCCAUCACGGUUUGUCUCCCAGCCCUGAGCACUACGGCUGCGUCAUUGAUCUCCUGGGAAGGGCAGGGCGUCUAGACGAAGCUUAUGAGCUCAUACGAAGCUUGGCGUCCUGGGGAGAUGCUACGGGAUGGAGAGCGUUGCUUGCAGCCAGUAGAGUCCAUGGCAACGUGAAACUGGGCAGGAUGGUGCAGGCACAGCUGGACGCCAUGGGCCACUACCAUCCGUCUGAUACCAUUCAGCUGUCCAACACGUACGCAUCAGAAGGCAGGUGGGACGAGAUAGCUCGGCUGAGGGAUGUAGAAGAGCAGAAAUUCUCUGCGGAGAAGGAAGCAGGCUGCACCUCCAUUGUUGUGUCUUGCUAGUGUAUCCAGGCUUGUUGAACUGAAGUGUACUUGGCAAUUCAAAGUGGCAUUCCCAGCGAGGAAAGUGUACUUGUGUAUGCAAUUUACAGCGGUUACAUCGGGCAUGCUAGUUAUGAUCAGAGCUUAUCCAUACUUGUACAGUAUUACAGAUACACAUAGAAGUAAUUAACAUAUUUUCUAUUA
Molecule: messenger RNA, 1861 nt
Organism: Panicum virgatum (switchgrass)
Lineage: Eukaryota; Viridiplantae; Streptophyta; Magnoliopsida; Poales; Poaceae
Product: pentatricopeptide repeat-containing protein At1g26900, mitochondrial-like
Exons: 1
Coding region: 20-1678 (552 amino acids)
Biological process (GO): RNA modification
Molecular function (GO): protein binding; RNA binding
Source: RefSeq, a predicted model, not a curated record